Messenger RNA from Linum trigynum, 279 nucleotides. NCBI's taxonomy places the organism in Eukaryota, Viridiplantae, Streptophyta, Magnoliopsida, Malpighiales, Linaceae. The record is from the annotation of a GenBank genome assembly.
AUGACAGGAGGAGGGAAGAUCGGACGAGGAAUCGAUUGUCGCCGGCGCGGAGGGCUUGGCGACGGCGACCUAGCUUUCCGGCGCGAAGGAAUCGCUCCCGCGCGUCGAGCGAUGACGAGCGAGCCACGAUCCCCUGCGAUGACCAGCGAGCGAGCGACGGCGCCGAAUCGGUCUCCCAACGCGCGGCGGCGUUCUGUCUCCCUUCAGAGUUCCAGUCGCGAUUUUGGGGGGGUGAAGAAUGAAGACAGACUGAAUCUGUCCUUCAGGGUGAGUCAUUAG